This is a messenger RNA of Chinchilla lanigera (long-tailed chinchilla), 3524 nucleotides long. It is a transcript of the gene Slfn14, whose product is annotated as schlafen family member 14. The record is from RefSeq and is a predicted model, not a curated record. Bases 770 to 3499 code for a protein of 909 amino acids. Gene Ontology annotation, molecular function: ribosome binding; RNA endonuclease activity. The transcript has 4 exons. Gene Ontology annotation, biological process: mRNA catabolic process; rRNA catabolic process. NCBI's taxonomy places the organism in Eukaryota, Metazoa, Chordata, Mammalia, Rodentia, Chinchillidae.
UUGUUAAUACAUAUUUGUGAUACAUAAUGAUUACAUUAAUAAUAUGGACUGAGUACAUGUACAUAACACAUCGUACUUCUUUUUACAUAUUCUUCUUGCCCCUCUUAUAACUUUUACUUUUAUUAGUACAUGUUUAUUCUACGUAAUGCUUACAUUUUGUUGCAAAAUUGUAUGCUUUAAUAUCAAGAUCUGCAGGGCUGGGGAUUUAGCUCAGUGGCAAAGCACCUGCCUGGCAAGCGCAAGGUCAUGAGUUCGGUUCCCGGUACCGGAGAAAAACCAAAAAAAAAAAAAAAAUCAAGAUCUGCAAUACAUAUAUUCCUAGUCCUCUACUGCUUUUUCAUUUUCCUUUGAAUUAUAAGUAGGACUUCCUUGAUUUCAACUUCAUUUCUGAAUAUUCUGUAAUAAGUUACUUGGUCUCCUUGCCAACCCAUACCCUUUACAGCUGGGCUCAAUGUUGUUGUUUCGUGAUUUUAUGUGAAAAUAGCUGACAAUUUCAGGAAUAUAAUUUUUCACUAUGGCAAAAUGUUAAUAGCCCACUUUUAUCUACACUUGUGCUUGUGAGAAAGGCUAUGGAUAUUUGGAAAUAUUGUUAGAAAACAGUAAUAUCAAAUACUAUUUCUAAUGUUAAAAUAUAUUUCUAAUAGCUUAUAGUUUUAAAGGAAAUAUUGUCUUCUCUGUAAUUCCCACUAAUGUGGAAACACCAUUCUUCUCUUGAUUAUUUGUAGGAGCAUCUUUCUGCUACUCACUGGGGCACACAGGGGCUACUGAGAUGGAGAGUCAUAAGACUACCACAGAAAUGGUCUAUGCUGAGAUUAUCGUAAAUGUGGGCAGAAUGACUUUUGGAGAAGAAAACAGGAAGAAGAUGAGCAAUGGCUCUUUGAAGAGAACUGAGAAUUCCAAAAUCAUCCAGGCUAUCUGUGCACUGUUAAAUUCUGGAGGGGGUAUGAUCAAAGCAGAGAUUGAUGAUAAAACCUACAGUUACAAAUGCCAUGGGCUAGGGCAGGAUUUGGAAACUUCAUUUCAAACACUUCUUCCUUCAGGUUCGCAGAAAUACCUCGACUAUGUGCAGCAGGGACGUGAUUUCCUGAUUUUCGUGAAGUCCUGGGGUCCAGAUGUUUUCAGCCCCCCACUGAGGAUUUGCAGCUUGCGUUCCAACUUGUAUCAGAGAGAUGUGACCUCUGCUAUGAACUUGAGUGCCAGCAGUGCCCUGGAGCUUCUGAGAGCGAAGGCAUAUAGAGCCCAAAGAGGUAGACCAAAGUUGCAUCCUCAGAAAGUUCUCAAAAAAUAUGUUCAGGAAGAGGAAGAUAUGAAGAUGUCUGCCCUGGAAUUUUUAAAAAAGGAUAAACUCACAUAUAAGGAGAAGGUCAACUUCACAGAAUCAACACAUGUUGAGUUUAAAAGGUUCACUACCAAAAAGGUUGUACCUCGGAUUAAAGAGAUGCUGCCUCAUUAUGUCUCUGCUUUUGCCAACACUCAAGGGGGAUACCUGAUUAUUGGGGUUGAUGAUAAGAGCAAAGAAGUGUUUGGAUGUAAGAGAGAAAAAGUGAACCCUGACUUAUUAAAAAAAGAGAUAGAAAACUGCAUAGAAAAAUUGCCUACAUUCCACUUCUGUUGCAAGAAGCCCAAGGUGAAUUUCACUACCCAAAUCUUGAACGUGUACAAAAAAGAUGACCUGUAUGGUUAUGUCUGUGUGGUUCAAGUAGAGCCCUUCUGUUGUGCAGUGUUUGCAGAGGCCCCGGAUUCCUGGAUCAUGAGGGACAAAUCUGUCACCAGGCUGACAGCUGAGCAGUGGGUAGUCAUGAUGCUGGACAUUCAGUCAGUUUCUUCCAGUUUGGCCACAGACUCCAGUGCUCACCUGCUUCCAUCAGCUUCAUCUUCACCAAGAAGCCCAGCAUACCCCAUAAAAGCCCUGGAAUUGAAGGGGGCUCUGCAGCAACGUCUGUUUCCAGUGACACAGGAAGAAAUACAUUUUAAGCCAGAAUCCCUCUGUAAGAAGUUAUUCGCAGAUCAUAAGGAACUGGAGGAAUUAAUAAGGACACAGAUACAUCCUUGUUCUCAGGGGAUUGUGAUAUUUUCUAGAAGCUGGGCUGGUGAUAUUGGCUUCAAGAAGGAGCAGAAGGUUCUGUGUGAUGCUCUCCUGAUAGCAAUUAACAGCCCCCUGGUACUCUGCACAAUCCUAAUAGACCCUAGUUGGACUGGAGGACUUGGAUAUGCCCGAGAGACUGCUUUUCAACUAAAGCAGAAACUGCAAACUGUUGGUGGCUACACAGGGAAGGUGUGUGUCAUUCCAAGGCUGAUGUACCUGACCAGCACACAGUGUAGAUCUGAAGAAAAUCUCGUGCACUACCCUCAAUCCUACAGCCUUGCCAGUGAGGAUGAGAUGGAGGACUUGUUACAGGCCCUUGUGGUCGUCUCGCUGUGCUCUCAGUCUCUUCUGAGUGACCAGCUGGGUUGUGAGUUUUUCAACCUGCUUGUAGCGGAGCAGUGCGAACUGCUGUCCAAGAGCCUUCAGGAGACCCGGGAACUGUUCAUCCACUGCUUGCCAGGAACCAGGAGGACAGCGCUAGCCAUAAAGAUCAUGGAGAAAAUUAAGGACUCGUUCCAUUGCAAACCAAAAGAGAUCCUUUAUGUCUGUGAAAGUGACUCCUUACGGGAUUUUGUGAUCCAGCAGACCACCUGCCAAGCUGUGACCCGGAAAACUUUCAUGCAAGGGGAAUUCCCCAAAAUUCAGCACAUAGUGAUGGAUGAGGCUGAGAAUUUCUGCGGUAAAUACGGGGAUUGGUACAUGAAAGCUAGGAGUAUCACCUACCCAAAGGUGAAAGGGGCUGGAAGUGAAAACCCUCACCACGGGAUCCUCUGGCUUUUCCUGGACCUUUUCCAAGUCCGUCAUGCAGAUGUCAGCGGCCUCCCUCCUCCUUCUGCUCAGUUUCCUCGGAAAGCAAUCACUGAGGGGGUCCACUGUGCUCUGGAAAUAGCAAAGGUCAUGAAAGAAGAAAUGAAGAGGAUCAAAGAAAACCCUCCUUCCAACAUGUCUCCAGACACAUUAGCGCUGUUCCAGGAAGCUGCCUAUGAGGAAGCAAUGUGUGCCCAAGCUCUGCCUGGGGUGUAUGAGACAAAGACUAACCUGACAAUAGAACAAAUAGCAAACUACGUGGCAGAAAGAUGUCAUAGUCUGUUCCAGUGUGGCUAUAUGCCCAAAGAUGUGGCAAUUUUGUGCAGGAGAGGGGAGGACCAAGGACGUUAUAAACUUGCACUGCUAAGAGCAGUGAAAUUAAUGAAGACCCAAGGAGCAACAGAGGUUGUGUUCAGCCAGGCUGCUGGUGUUCAGGGUGAUCACAUUGUUUUAGACAGUGUUCAACAGUUUUCGGGCCUGGGGAGGAAUAUUGUGUUUGGGCUCAGUCCAGAAUGUACCCAGUCAGAGGAGUUUCAUAAGCUCUGGUUUGCCUCAAGAGCCAUUAAACACCUCUACCUUCUUUAUGAAAAGAGGGCAGCCUUCUGAAAAUCAUUAUGAACAACACAGAGAA